AUGACAACAAGCGAGGCGGAGGCAGACCUAGAUCUGGACAGCCUAGCUUCACUUUCCGACGACGGCGGUAGCGAAGACCACCACCGUGAGUCCAUCCAGACGUUCCUCGGAGACAUGUGCGAGGAGUGCCGAGGAUCGGACCUCCCAGCCCACCAUGCCACCUCCCUGGGGCACCUGGGCUGUCUGAAGAGGGUGGUCGGGGAGAAGAAGGAAGACAUCGCGCUGUUUGAUGAAGACGGCAGCACUCCGCUGUAUCUGGCGGCCAGGAAAGGGCACAGCCACUGUGUGAGGUGGCUGGUGACGCAGGACCUGGUACCGACCCGUGCGGCCAAUGUUCGCGGGGAGACGGCCGCCAUGGUGGCCGCCGCGGAGGGCCAGCUCAAAUGUCUCAAACUCAUCCUCUUCAACGGCUACGACCACCACUACGACAUCGGCUUCGACCGGGACAGCGGCGGACUGACACUCCUCCAUGCUGCUGUGCUCAGAGACCGUGAGGCCGUGGCGUUAUGGCUGGUGGACCAGUUCGGAGAGACUCUGGUGGAGAUGAAGACGAAUGACGGCCUGCUGGCCCUGCACAUCGCCGCCGCCAAGGGCUACCUGCAGCUGGUCAGGACCCUGGCGACAAGCAGCAGCGCUUCUGUCUGCACACAGGACGUCAGGGGGGCCACGCCCAUGUUCUACUCCGCCCAAGGAGGACACGUGGACUGUCUUUCUUACAUGGUGGAAGACAUGAACGGAGACCUCUUCAUCUCCACCCACGAGGAGAAGUCUCCGCUGCACGUGGCAGUACAGGGCGGCCAUAUUGAGACGGUGCAAUGGCUUGUGGGAAGGAUGGGGGCUGCCUCGCUGAGACUACAGACGAAGGACGGAGCUACCGUCAUGCACUACGCGGCCGCAAUGGGGCACACUGACAUCUUGCGCUGGCUGCUGUCCCAGCAUAAGUCGGCAGAGGUCGCUAAGAUGACGGACAAGGAAGGCGGGACCGCCGCACAUGACGCCGCAGCGAAGGGGCACGUCGGAUGUCUGAAACUACUUGUAGAACUGGGUUUGGACAUACACCAAAAGGACCAGGAUGGCGUUUCACCUUAUCAACUGGCGAUACAAAGCGGAAGUGACGUAUGCAUCCAGUACGUCACUUCCUUGCCAGGUGAUAUGUUCGGCCAUCGGAGUUUCUGGGUGCGACGUCACGAGAAACCAACUACAUCAAUUGACAGUGGGAUCAGCUGCGGUACAGACGACACGGCCUCCCCCUUCACCACGCUGGACCGGCCCGCCCUGUCGGCGGAACGUCUGCCGCGGACAGGCAGCCUCAUGAACGCAGCGUCACGGGCUUCAGACAGCAAGCUUCCGGGGCCGAAGCGCAAGUCGAGAAGAAAAAGCUGGAAGUUUUGGAAAAGCAGAAAAGACGACGACGAGAACGCGCCGACGACGGAAGACAGGACGAUCCCGACGUGUAGCCGCACACCAACACCGCCCCCUGUCAGAUCACAGUGGCAUGACAUCUCCCUGGAGGCCAGGCUGCUGCCCAGGAAGGACGCGCUGUUUCCAGACGGGCAGCCGGACGGACCCGGCUACAGCUGGCGGAGGAAGGGCUCUAAGUCACUCUUUCAACAGAAGCACCGGUCUGCCCCUGUGUGUCUGCCUGCUGAAGAGAUUGUCGGUAAAGCAGGUGACAAGGGCACAGACGAAGGGUUGUCAUUGGCUGACAGACAAAUCGAAAUGAUCGUCAGCGACAUCCGGGACAGUCCUCAGCCUGAGUCUGCCGUAAUGCGCAAGCGCCGUGACAGCAACUGGACCUUCCGUCGAAAGAGCAGUUCAGAGGUCGAGGCCCCAGAUGACCUGGUCACCGCGCUGGUCAACCUGAGUUUAGAGGACCAUGUCAGCGAGGGGAACAGUCCGGCUCUGUCGGUCAGAAGUAACCAUGGCGAUAAGGAACCAGAAACUCCGCAAACUAUGAGAGUAACAAGGGCCGUUGUGCAUUCUUCGGAUGAGGACGCAUGCGCUGUUGUCCCGACAGACGAGACGCCAAACACUCUCCACGACAUUGACCUUCCCAAUCAGCUGAUCCAGGUCAAGGACACAGAGGGCGUGACGGUGCUCUCACCUGGCACCGAAAGCGCGCGCGUUAAGAAGCCCCUGGCAAGCCGGUCUUACAGCGACCCCACUGGUACUAAACGUCCCGCCAGUAUAGCCGGGCUGUGCGGGGCAAAAACCGGAGCAUCUGCUGACAACGACGACUUCAUCACAAAGACAGACAGAACGUGGGAUUUCCACUUCGGAAAACCUUCCACAGACCCAACAACGACAACAACAGCCACUACCGACAGUUUGGACAGCGCAGACCUAGUACAAGAUGUUCCCUCUGACAGAGAAGUUACAAACGGUACAGUUUCUUCAACUCUAAAUCUAAAAGAGUCAGAACCUGAAAAGGUGUCAGCUUUGCCAGCGGCUAACGGAACUGAUGCUGAAGUUCCUCCUUCGUCACCCAAGGAAGAAAAUACAGACUCAAAUAGUGAGCAGGAACGGCUUAUAUUCAAACCUGACACUGAAGAAAACACAAAAGCAGACCCAUCCGAAGCACCAGCCAGAACACACAGUGUACACCGACCAAGGCCCGCUCCUACUGUGACUACUACUACUACUACUACUACUACUACUACUCCUACUACUACUGCAAGGGUGGAAACGCCUUUUAAGAAUGUGAUACAGCAAGGACUGGAGCGGCUGAGGAAGCCCAGAGAGAUCACUAUAGUUGAACUGGACGGGAGAGUAGUGACAUGUUUUACGUCACUAGAACUGGAGACAGCCGGGCGUAGUACAGAUGACACGUCUGCUCGGUUGUACCUGCUCGGGAGGGGGAUAUUUGGAGCGGUGGCGCUGUGCAUGCAGUUCUAUGCGUUUCACCACAUCCCGCUAGGGGACGCUACGACCGUGAUCUUCAGCUCUCCGAUCUUCAUCGCGUUCUUCGCAUGGCUCAUCUUGAAGGAGGCUUACGGAUGGUUCAACUUCGCGGUCACCUUGACUACUCUCACGGGCGUCGUUCUGAUCUCCAAGCCUUCGUUCAUUUUCGGAAGCGCCGUCGCCGUGCCGAAUACUUCCGAACACCUCCUCGGGACGCUGUCGGCAUUCGGCGGUGCUGUCUUCAGCGCACUGGCCUUGGUCAUGAUCCGAAAGUUGGGUAAGGCAGUGCACUUCUUUGUCCACAUAACCUACCUGUCGGUUUUCGGCAUGAUCCUUACGUUUGUGCUUUUAAUGGCUCUCGGCGAGUUCAAGACGCCGCCUUGCGGAAGUGAUCGGUUCUACCUGAUAGCGCUCGGAUUGUGCGGCGUUGGCGGGCAGACAUUUCUGACCAAAGCUUUCCAGUUGGAGAAGGCGGCUCCUGUAGCGAUAGUCCGCACCAUGGACAUCGUGUUUGCCUUUACCUGGCAGUUUGUGUUCCUGGGAGAGCUGCCAGCCUGGCUGAGUGUCGGCGGCGCCUUGCUUGUCAUGUCGUCUGCAAUAGCCAUAGCCGUCAAGAAAUGGCUUCUAGAGAGACAGAAACAAUAG
Messenger RNA from Branchiostoma belcheri (Belcher's lancelet), 3546 nucleotides. Its product is annotated as ankyrin repeat and KH domain-containing protein 1-like. Gene Ontology annotation, cellular component: membrane. The coding region runs from base 1 to 3546 and encodes 1181 amino acids. The transcript is spliced from 13 exons. The record is from RefSeq and is a predicted model, not a curated record. Gene Ontology annotation, molecular function: protein binding. Lineage: Eukaryota; Metazoa; Chordata; Leptocardii; Amphioxiformes; Branchiostomatidae.